GCCGGGCUCCGUCAGGGGCCGUCGCGGGCCGCGGGCGCUCAGGGGCGGCCGGGCCCGGGCUCAGCGUCCCCGCGGCCGGCAGGGGCUCGGGGCAGGGAGCGCUCGCUCCGUGCCGGCUCUGGAUCGUUUCACCCGCAGUGAUUUCAGCAGCCGAUGAACAUAAAGAAAAAAGGGGAAAAAAAAGAUAAAUUUAAAAAAAACCACCCCAAAAUGAUGUCAAGGCAAGCUUUCCUCUGCAGCUUGGGCUCCCUUUAUUUAUCCCUGCUCUUCGUCUUCCUGCUGAUGGACGUUUGCGCCAGGCCCGCGAACAAUUCCGUGCUGAGGGACGAGAAGGAGCUGCUGCCCCCGGAUCACCUGAACGGCGUCAAGAUGGAGAUGGACGGGCACCUGAACAAGGAGUUCCACCAGGAGGUGUUCCUGGGCAAGGACAGGGACGAGUUCGAGGAGGACUCCGAGCCCAGGAGGAACAGGAGGAAGCUGAUGGUGAUUUUUUCCAAGGUGGAUAUAAAUAACGAUAAAAAAAUCAGUGCCAAGGAAAUGCAGCGCUGGAUCAUGGAAAAAACCGACGAGCAUUUCCAGGAGGCCGUGGAGGAGAACAAAAUGCAUUUCCGAGCCGUGGACCCUGAUGGGGAUGGUCACGUGUCGUGGGAUGAGUACAGAAUUAAAUUCUUGGCCAGCAAAGGCUUCAACGAGAAGGAAAUUGCCGAGAAAAUCAAAAACAACGAGGAACUGAAAAUAGACGAAGAAACGCAGGAAGUGCUGGACAACCUGAAGGAUCGCUGGUACCAGGCGGACAAUCCCCCCCCGGACCUGCUGCUGAGCGAGCAGGAGUUCCUGUCCUUCCUGCACCCCGAGCACAGCCGCGGCAUGCUGCACUUCAUGGUGCAGGAGAUCAUCCGCGACCUCGAUCAGGACGGGGAUAAGAAGCUGACCCUGUCGGAAUUCAUCUCCCUGCCCGUGGGCACGGUGGAGAACCAGCAGGCGCAGGACAUUGACGACGACUGGGUGAGGGACAGGAGGAAGGAAUUCCAGGAGGUCAUCGACGCCAACCACGACGGGAUCGUCACCAUGGAGGAGCUGGAGGAAUACAUGGAUCCCAUGAACGAGCACAACGCGCUGAACGAGGCGCGGCAGAUGAUCGCCGUGGCCGACGAGAACCAGGACCACCACCUGGAGCUGGAGGAGAUCCUCAAGUACAGCGAGUACUUCACCGGCAGCAAGCUCAUGGAUUACGCCCGCAACGUCCACGAGGAGUUCUGAGCUCCCUCCCCGCUCCUGCCGGGACUUCGGUUUGUUCACCCAAAAAAAAAAAAAAAAUUAAAAAAAAAAAGACUUCGGCCAAGCCGCAGGAAUUCCUCGCUGCCGUCGCCGCUCCUCGCUCGCGGAGGAUUCCCGGUUUUCCGUCCGUCCCUGGGAUCUGCAGCUCCUUGGAGUGGUUCUUCCCUGCCAGGAGGAAUCGUUGGGAAUUCUUGGAUUCCAGCAUUUUUUCCCCCUGCCAGGAGGAAUCGUUGGGAAUUCUUGGAGUCCAGCAUUAUUUCCCCCUGCCAGGAGGAAUCGUUGGGAAUUCUUGGAUUCCGGCAUUUUUUCCCCCUGCCAGGAGGAAUCAUUGGGAAUUCUUGGAUUCCGGUGUUUUCUUUCCCUGCCAGGAGGAAUCAUUGGGAAUUCUUGGAUUCCGGUGUUUUCUUUCCCUGCCAGGAGGAAUCAUUGGGAAUUCUUGGAUUCCGGCGGUUUUUUCCCCCUGCCAGGAGGAAUCAUUGGGAAUUCUUGGAUUCCGGCAUUUUUUCCCCCUGCCAGGAGGAAUCAUUGGGAAUUCUUGGAUUCUGGUGGGUUUUUUUCCCCCUGCCAGGAGGAAUCGUUGGGAAUUCUUGGAUUCCGUAGGUUUUUUCCCCUGCCAGGAGGAAUCGUUGGGAAUUCUUGGAUUCCGGCAUUUUUUCCCCCUGCCAGGAGGAAUCGUUGGGAAUUCUUGGAUUCCGGCGGUUUUUUCCCCCUGCCAGGAGGAAUCAUUGGGAAUUCUUGGAUUCCGGCAGGUUUUUUUGUUUGUUUGUUUUCCUUUUUGGUUUGUGGGGGUUUGAAUCCAGCUGGAAUUGUGGUCGGUCUGAAAUAUUCCCGUGUUUCCUUCAGCUGCUGAUCCCAGGAGGUGCCAAAGAAAAGCUGGGUUUUGGGAAGGGAACGGUGAUUCCAAGGCAAGUUUGGCCUCCACACCCAAUUCCUUAAAGGUUUCUUUUCCCUCAGCUGCCGAUCCGGGGAAUCCUAACCAAGAGCUGGAUUUGGGGGAUUUUGGUGGUUCCAAGGAAUGUUUGACCUCCUGGGGAGAUCCACCCCCAAUUCCGUUUGGGAGGCUCCUUGAAUAUUCAUCCCCUUCUUUGCUUUCUCCAGCUGCUGAAACGGGGAAUCCCAAAGAAAAGUUGGAUUUGGGGAAUUUUGCUCUUUCCAAGGAAUGUUUGACCUCCUGGGGAGAUCCACGCUCAAUCCCAGUGUUUUUCUCAACUUCCUGAAGAGUUUAGUGGGAAUUUUUUUGCCUCUUUUUAGGGGGCUGGGGUGUUACAGAAGAAAACUCUUUGGAAUUAAAUUAAUUGAAAUGAAAGAAAAUUAAUUAACAUUAAUUUAAUUUAAUACAAAAAUGACAUUUUUUUGUUGACAUCUGCACUGGGAAUGGCAGAUUAUGGCUUUAAAAAAUCAGAUUUUGGUCGAAAGUCAAACAGUUUGGAAGUUUUUGGGGGGGAAUUUAAGCUGUUGGACAGAGCAGUGGGAAUUCCCAUGGAGUCUGAUGGCUGCUUAAUUAAAAUUCACUGCUAAAAUUAAUGAGCUCUGUGCUAAUAAAUGCUGUUCAUGA
Molecule: messenger RNA, 2833 nt
Organism: Hirundo rustica (Barn swallow)
Lineage: Eukaryota; Metazoa; Chordata; Aves; Passeriformes; Hirundinidae
Gene: SDF4
Product: stromal cell derived factor 4
Exons: 7
Coding region: 154-1260 (368 amino acids)
Biological process (GO): calcium-ion regulated exocytosis
Cellular component (GO): endoplasmic reticulum
Molecular function (GO): calcium ion binding
Source: RefSeq, a predicted model, not a curated record